AAGAACCCGCACGACACAGGCCGCUUCCUCCGGCCUCCUCCCCCACCCCUCGGCCCUCCCCUCACCCGCAGCAGCGCACGUGCCUGCCGGAGCCGAGAGCGGCGAUGUCUGGCCGCGUCGGCGAAAGCAGCAGCCGCCGCCGCCGCACCGCGGCGAAGCCCCCGCGCUACGACCGCAGCAUCACCGUCUUCUCCCCCGAGGGCCGCGUCUUCCAAGUCGACUACGCCCGCAACUCCGUGAAGCUGGAGGGGAUCACCUCCGUCGCCGUGCGCGGCGCCGACUCCGUCUGCGUCAUCACCCAGCGGACCAAGGCACCGGCGGACCCGUUGCUGGACACAGCGGACCCCGCCUUCAUGCACCUGUUCCAGAUCACCGAGCGGCUUGGUAUGCUGGCCACGGGGAUGCCAGCUGACGGGAGAGCAUUAGCUCAGCAGGCAAGGAACGAAGCUGCAGGGUUCCGUCACAAGUGGGGAUAUGAAAUGCCUCCUAAGAUGUUGGCGCAAUGGUUGGGAGACAGAGCACAAGUUCGCACCCAGCAUGCUGGCAUGAGACCUUACAGAGUUGUUGCUACGGUCGUGGGAAUUGAUGAAGAGAAAGGAACUCCAGAGCUCUUUACAUGUGAUCCUGCUGGACAAGUCCUUGGCCACAAGGCAACCAGCGUAGGUCUCAAGGACCAGGAAGCUAUCGAGUUUCUCGAGGAAGCAAUGGCGGGCAAUUCUUCUUUAUCAUUCCAGGAAACCAUGGAGAUGGCAGUGUCUGCACUGCGACACGUCCUGGAGGAUAAUAGCCAAGGCCAUGACACCGAGGUGGGAGUUGUCAGGAAGAAUUAUCCGAUCUUCAGAACGGUGUUGAGGCGCAUCUACAAAAAUCCGCUUGCAGGGCAGAGCAUCCUGGAUGGAGAAGGCCAGUAAUAUGCGAAUUUGUCAUGAGAUUGAUAGGACUGCAAUUUCUCCUAGUCGGUAGCGUUUUAGCGUGGGGUCUCAUUUCAAUCAGGCAGCCACAAAAGUCAGAACACACCUGCUCAGCCGUCGGUCAUUUUGAGUCUUUUACACUGAACUUCAAACCAUAACUGAUAGCAGUACUAUCUGACUGCUUAGGGCAUCUUCAAUGGUUGUAACUUAUAAGAUAGUUGUUGGUAAACUUUGCCACAUAGAAUUUUUAAUGAUGUAUCAUACAAUAAAUAAGGAAAGAGAGGAAGGCUGUAUGUACAUAAACCAACACACCUUGCACAAACUCCAAUGUAGAAUGAGAGAGCACCUUAUUUAUUAUCUUACAUCCUAUUGGACAAACUACAUACAGUUGUUGUAUGUUAAGAUGUUGGUUGAUGACAUGACAUAUUUUACCAAUAAGCUAACA
Messenger RNA from Triticum urartu, 1356 nucleotides. Its product is annotated as proteasome subunit alpha type-6-like. Gene Ontology annotation, biological process: ubiquitin-dependent protein catabolic process. The record is from RefSeq and is a predicted model, not a curated record. NCBI's taxonomy places the organism in Eukaryota, Viridiplantae, Streptophyta, Magnoliopsida, Poales, Poaceae. Gene Ontology annotation, cellular component: proteasome core complex, alpha-subunit complex; proteasome core complex.